Messenger RNA from Chrysochloris asiatica (Cape golden mole), 318 nucleotides. Its product is annotated as cytochrome c, somatic-like. Gene Ontology annotation, cellular component: mitochondrial intermembrane space. Bases 1 to 318 code for a protein of 105 amino acids. Gene Ontology annotation, biological process: mitochondrial electron transport, ubiquinol to cytochrome c; mitochondrial electron transport, cytochrome c to oxygen. The transcript is spliced from 2 exons. Lineage: Eukaryota; Metazoa; Chordata; Mammalia; Afrosoricida; Chrysochloridae. Gene Ontology annotation, molecular function: heme binding; electron transfer activity. The record is from RefSeq and is a predicted model, not a curated record.
AUGGGUGAUGUUGAGAAGGGCAAGAAAAUUUUUGUUCAGAAGUGUGCCCAGUGCCAUACUGUGGAAAGGGGAGGCAAGCACAAGACUGGGCCAAAUCUGCACGGUUUGUUUGGGCGGAAGACUGGUCAGGCCCCUGGAUUCUCUUACACAGAUGCCAAUAAGAGCAAAGGCAUCACCUGGGGAGAGGACACACUGAUGGAGUAUUUGGAGAAUCCUAAGAAGUACAUCCCUGGAACAAAAAUGAUCUUCGCUGGCAUUAAGAAGAAGGGAGAAAGGGCAGACUUGAUAGCUUAUCUCAAGAAAUCUACUAAUGAGUAA